Darwinula stevensoni is the source of this 2533-nucleotide messenger RNA. The record is from the annotation of a GenBank genome assembly. NCBI's taxonomy places the organism in Eukaryota, Metazoa, Arthropoda, Ostracoda, Podocopida, Darwinulidae.
CUGGACACGACCGGAGACGCGCCAUUCGUCUCUCGCCGUCCCCAGUACCCUGCCAGUACCCCGCCAGUACAUUGCUUCACGUUCUUUUCUCCUUCGCUCGUCAUGGGCUUCUCGAGGAAAAGCGGCAAACUGGGAGGCCUUCGACGGUGAGGGUUCGGGGAUUUCCCCCCGUCGAGAGAUACGCGAGGAUCUCGAGAGGGCGGGACGCGAAGAGGGCGAGAUAACGGGGAGGCCUUCGAGGCUGCUCCGAUUCUCGAGACGCAUUCCGAGGGAGACCGCAGGGAGGACUCGAGGGAAACCGGGGGAAGACUUCGAGGGCUGAGUGAUACGCAACUUCCUUCAACGAGCCCAUCGUCGCUUUUUAUGCAUCAUGAGUCUAAGGAAAGUGACGAGUUAUGCGAACCAGGCGUUUGACACGUCCGGGGAGGACCCGGCCAAGCUCGCGGAUGGUUCGGCCACCAAUGGAGUUUUCGUGAUCGGGGGAGAGAAGCCUCCCCCGUACGAAGAGACUCCAAAGGACGAGGAAGCCGGGGGUGCAGACCGCCCGCAAUGGAACAACCAGCUCGAGUUCCUCCUCUCCUGCAUCGCCAUGUCGGUCGGGCUGGGGAACAUCUGGAGGUUCCCAUUCAUCGCUUACGAGAACGGCGGAGGGGCCUUCCUCAUCCCCUACCUCAUCGUCCUUUUCGUCAUCGGGAAGCCGCUCUACUUCCUCGAGCUCGUCAUCGGGCAGUUCUCCUCCUUCGGCUGCGUCCGCAUGUGGUCCGCCGUCCCUGCAAUGAGAGGCAUCGGCUACGGUCAGAUGAUCGCAACCUUCAUCGUGGUCACCUACUACACGAGCAUCAUGGGGACCUGCGUCUUCUACUUCAUCCAGUGCUUCAGCAAAGUUCUUCCUUGGACCGAAUGCGGGAAGCCUUGGACCGAUGAGAAUUGCUACUCUGCGGCCAGCGAUUCCCUCAGCAACCUCUCUGUUCAUAUGGAAUCUUCUUCCGAACAAUACUACCUGAACGAAGUACUGAAGAUGUAUAACUCGACUCGAGGCCUCGACGACGGAGUGGGAGCGCCAGAGUGGAGGCUGACCCUGUGCCUCCUCUUCUCCUGGAUCAUGAUCGUCUUCUCUCUCAUCCGAGGAGUUCAGAGCUCGGGAAGGAUCUCGUACUUCACCGCCUUGUUCCCUUACGUCGUGCUCAUCACCUUGCUCAUCAAAGGAGCCACGCUCGAAGGCGCCGGCGAAGGAAUCCUCUACUUCAUCACACCCCAGUGGGAAAAACUCGCCGAGGGAAAAGUUUGGUUCGCGGCCGUGUCACAGUGUUUCUUCUCCCUCUCGGUCGGUUUCGGCUCCAUCACCAUGUACGCCUCGUUCAAUCCGUUCCAGCAUAAUGUAUACAGGGAUGCGCUGAUCAUCAGCGUGAUGGACACCUUCACGAGUCUCUUGGCGGGCGUCUCCAUCUUCGCCAUCCUCGGCAACUUGAAACACAGCAUGGGCGCCGACAGUAUCGACACGGUCGUGAAAUCUGGCGGCGGGCUCGCCUUCAUUUCCUAUCCCGAUGCCAUCGCCCAGUUUGACGCAGUUCCUCAGCUGUUCGCCGCGAUUUUCUUCCUGAUGCUGUGGACCCUCGGAGUGGGCAGCGCCGUGGCUCUGAUCAGCUGCGUGAUCACGGUCGUCUGCGACCGAUUCCCCUCGUGGGACAGGCGGAUCGUCACCGUCGUGCUGUGCGUGAUUGCGUUUCUCAUCGGGCUCGUUUAUGUGACGCCGGGAGGGCCGUACGUGUUGGGACUCGUGAAUUACUUCGCCGGAGACUUCCUCAUCUUCAUCCUGGCGCUCUUGGAAACGGUUUGCCUCUGCUGGGUGUACGGCGUGGGGAGGAUCUGCACGGACGUGCAGUUCAUGCUCGGGAUAUACCCGGGAUGGUACUGGAGGCUGUGCUGGUUCGUGCUGACGCCGGUGAGCCUGCUCGGGAUUCUCAUCUACGCUGCGAUCAACAUGGGGGAGCCGGAGGCUGAAGGAUACACGUUUAAAGGGGCGGCGCUGGUUUGUGGAUGGCUAUUGGGCGCAGUGGCCGUGGUGAUGCCCGUCAUCUCCAUCGUGCAAACCUACGUCACCCGGAAGGGCAACUUGAGGGAGAGGCUGAGCCAGUGCGUGAACUUCAAAAAGGAGACCUGGGGCCCGAAGAGCCAGAAGAUGCGACGGGAAUGGGAGGCGUUCAAAGAAACCCACCGCCAUCGGAAUCGCUCACGGCGGAAACGAGUGUGCACAAUCGAAGUACUGAAGAUCCAUCCACCAAUUCAAGGCCUCGACGACGGAGUGGGAGCGCCCGAGUGGAGGCUGGCCCUGUGCCUCCUCUUCUCCUGGGCCACGAUCGUCUUCUCUCUCAUCCGAGGAGUUCAGAGCUCGGGAAGGAUCUCGUACUUCACCGCCUUGUUCCCUUACGUCGUGCUCCUCACCUUGCUCGUCGAAGGAGAUACACUCGAAGGCGCCGUAAUUGGGAUCAUCCACUUCAUCAAACCACAGAUGGGGAAGAGAGCGUCGACCUAA